UUAUGUCAAUGUCUCAAAGCUACAUUAUGAAAACAUGAUUUGCUGAGAUGAACUUGUCUUGGAACUUGCAGGUAGAACCUCAGAAGUAUAGCAUCUAUAGAGAGGAGGCUGUUGAUGCCAUUACAGAGGCUAUGGAAAGCAGCUUGUCUGAUGAGAAAGUUCGAGGAAAGUGUUGCAGAGCACUCCUUAUCCUAGGAGGUCGUUUCUCGUUCGCUGGAAAACUAAUGACAGAGGAUUGGAUCCUAAAGCAAGCUGGAUUUCUUGAUGGUCCUGAAUCAGAUGCUCUUGAUAAGGAAACUGACAAUGUACAAGCUGAUGACAAUAUUCCAUCAGAUGGCGAUGAAGUAGAGGCUAGGGAAGAGUGGUUGACAAACUUGUCAGCAUCACUUCUUGGUGAUGGCAAGAAAUCAUUUUUGGAGAUGCUUUCAAGGUGUUUAGGUUCUGGCAAAGUUGAUGUGGUGAGGGUGUGUCUUACCACAGUGGCAUGGUUGAGUUCUACACUUCCGUCAUUUCCUGAUGCGGAGUUCCAGCUAUCUGCCUUCUCAGCUCUCAUCUCUCGGUUGAAGCAAAUUCUGGAAAAUGGUGAGCGGAUUGAGCACAAGAUUCUUGCUUCUAUGUCUCUACUAAAUUUCAGCAAAAUUCCAGGGUCUUGUUGAUGACAAUUGCAGAGGACAUCGCUGUUCCUUUACGAAGCCUCGCAGAAGUUACAUGGACAGCAAAAGAGCUUCAUGCCACUAUUUCUGGGGAAGAUCUAACCUAAUAUGGAAAAAAAAAUGCUAUCUUGUACAUGGUUGCAGUUUUGCUGCCAUUAACAUGUUAUUUGGGGUAAAUAGCAGAACCUCAACUAUAUGAUAGCUGCAACCUUUUAGGAAGUUAUAUUGGUCUUCAUCUUAUUUAAUCUGAUUUAGGUUGUUGAGAGUAGAUUGAACACUCGACUUGUAAGUUAUUUUUUUUUUUUUGGCUCUUAUUGUUAUUUUCAUUGGGCUUGUGUUAAUAAACAUUUAUACAUCAGCGUAUGUGUUCAUCUAUAGUAAAUUUUGAG
This is a messenger RNA of Ilex paraguariensis (yerba mate), 1042 nucleotides long. The record is from the annotation of a GenBank genome assembly. NCBI's taxonomy places the organism in Eukaryota, Viridiplantae, Streptophyta, Magnoliopsida, Aquifoliales, Aquifoliaceae.